Molecule: messenger RNA, 1112 nt
Organism: Durio zibethinus
Lineage: Eukaryota; Viridiplantae; Streptophyta; Magnoliopsida; Malvales; Malvaceae
Source: RefSeq, a predicted model, not a curated record
AUUCUUUUUAUCUUUUUUUUUUUUUUUCUACUUUCCCCCCAAGCAUACAAUAAUCUAUAAAGAAAAAUAUUUCCACAAAUAGAACAGAAAAAUUGGGUUUCCAAAGAAUUCAGGCGAGGUGCGUUAAAGCUCUUAGUACACAAUUUCCUUCCAUGAUCCAUCGUCUAUCAGUAUCAAACUUCCCUUUGUCCCUCUUUUACAAUUCUAAACAUUUUUUUUAGGGUUCGCGCUCCCGCAGCCUUUCUGUACGCAUUAGAAAGACCGUAAUGGUGAAAGCAUAUACUCAAGAGCACGUUUACAAGCAUCCAUGGGAGCGAGUAACUUCUGCAUCUUGGCGCAAGUUUGCUGACCCUGAGAACAAACGUACCUUGUCUCAUAUUCUUGAAGUUGACACAUUGAAUCAAAAACUUGAUCCUCUCUCUGGUAAGCUUUACACUACUCGUGCUCUUACCAUCCAUGCUCCUGGGCCAUGGUUUAUUCGCAAAAUCAUUGGCCAGGAUAUCUGCCACUGUGUUGAAUCAACUGUUGUCGAUGCCCCAUCUAAGUCAAUGCAACUUACAACCCGUAAUGUCAGUCUUCAAAAGUUUAUAGAGGUAGAGGAGAAGAUUCGGUAUGACCCUCACCCAGAUAAUCCAACAGGCUGGACAGUUUGUCGACAAGAGACUAGCAUUCAUAUUAAGCCAUUAUCAGCUCUGGCAUCCAUGGCAGAAAAGGUUGAGCAAAGAUGCGCUGAGAGGUUUAUGCAAAAUAGUGUGAAGGGUAGAGAGGUUAUGGAGAGGAUCUGUAAGUAUCUUGAAGCUGAAUCUAGUGGGAUGGCUCUAUAAUUUUGACUUCCCACACUAAAUGUUUCAGCCAUCUCUCUCAUAGAGUAGGGAAUAACGACAGAAUGUAAGAUGCAAAACUGUCGCGGUUAAUUUUUAAUGUCCUUUAUAGACUUGGUGCAAAUUUUGAUGUAGUUCAUAUGUAAUCUGGGAAUGUUACUGUCUCUUGUACUUAAAUUUUAUGAUAUAAAUGAACCAAUGCAUUUUGCUGGUAAGACCUGAUGGCUGUGUAUUGACCACGGCUUUAUCACUGAUAAUCUCCCAUUAGAUUAUUACAUGUUGAACAGCCUU